AUGCUCGCAGCCAAGCUCAUUCGACCUAUCCGAUCAGCAUUCCGAAGCAUCUAUUCACAGUUCCUUGCCUCGAUUAUGCAAAAUCGCGAUCUCGAAAGCGGCCAGCCCUCCACGCCACCAGCAGCCCACUCCGCGCCUCAAAACCACUCCGACCCUGUGGGUGAAACCCACUUCGACCCUGUGGAUGACGAAAAUGAUCGCCUUCUCAACCACGAGGAAGGGGAAGAGGAAGAGGACGCUCCCCAAAAUCCACUACCGACCAAGCGCCCAACGAGCCUCCUCACUGUAUGGCUCCGCACAAAACCCGUGGGACCACGAGGUCUAUUGCGCAACAUUCGUCGUCUGAAUGCCGAACUCGUUACGGGAGCGUGUCUCUUAUUCGGUGCCGCCGUUCUUUCCGCGUAUGUCCUCUACUGGACGCGGACAACGGUUCAUCCUUGGCGAUCCCUUGAAGUGGUAGCUGUGGUGGGUGGAGGAAUUCUUGGGAUUAUAAUAGCUACCUGGGGUGCUGUUAUCGGGUUCUGCUCUGGAUUUGAUACAAGAGGCGAUGUGACCAAGGAGCAUGUGGCGUAUGCGGUGUGGAAGGCGAUUUUCAUCACAGUGCUUGGCGGGAUUCUGCAUGUGUUGUUCGCGGGAAUGCCGCAUACGGUUGAUGGCUGGUGGAUGUUUAUGGCACCAGGGUGGUGUAUUGGUUUGGCUCUUGGGUUCUUGACGUAUCCGAGCGAGACGAGCGAUGUUGACCAGACCGUGUUGCGCUGA
Fulvia fulva is the source of this 759-nucleotide messenger RNA. RefSeq lists its product as uncharacterized. The coding region runs from base 1 to 759 and encodes 252 amino acids. The record is from RefSeq and is a predicted model, not a curated record. The transcript has a single exon. NCBI's taxonomy places the organism in Eukaryota, Fungi, Ascomycota, Dothideomycetes, Mycosphaerellales, Mycosphaerellaceae.